UUGCUUCAAAGGGUUUAUACAUAUAAUAAUAAUAUAUUUUAUAUACUCCUCCUCCGGCAAGACCUGUCUGCAAACUGCAAAUCCUGCAAUUUUUCUGAUUCCCAUCAACAAAAUCCCAAAAAAAUCAUAACCCUUUUCACCAAUCACACAACAAUCUUCACCAAUACCACCAAUUGCAUUAGAUUUACACAUAACAUGUGUUAAACAAACCUGUUUGGUGACUUCAUUUGCACGCUUUUAUGCUUUCUUGGAGUUCAAAUCUGCUGUGUGAAGCUCCAGGGUCACUCUGGUGUUCCCCCUUUUGAUCAGUUCUUGCUGCACCAAAAGGGUACCCCCCUCAUUGGAAGCAAACGCAGACUUAAUGACUCAAGAAAUCACUAUCGGCGAUUUGGCGUCAAGAAAGCAAGGUUUGUUGAAAGAUCAAGUGCGUUUAGUUAAGAGAAAGGAUUGUGACCGUUAUGAGAUUGCGAGAAUUCAAGAUAAUCUAUCGUUUGAGAAGGGUUUCUUUGUCGUAAUCCGUGCGUGUCAGUUAUUAACUCAAAAAAAUGAAGGGAUCGUUUUGGUUGGAUUAGCCGGUCCUUCUGGUGCCGGGAAGACCUCGUUUUCCGAGAAAAUACUCAACUUUAUGCCAAAUGUUGCGGUCAUUUCGAUGGAUAAUUAUAAUGAUGGUAGCCGAGUGAUCGAUGAUAACUUUGAUGACCCUCGGUUGACCGACUAUGACACGCUACUAAAAAACAUAAAUGAUUUGAAAGAGGGGAAAUCGGUUGAAGUUCCGAUAUAUGAUUUCAAGUCUAGUUAUCGUACCGGUUACAGGACACUUGAAGUACCGGGCUCCCGUAUUGUGAUAAUCGAGGGAAUCUAUGCGUUAAGUGAGAAGUUGCGUCCGCUAUUGGAUCUUCGAGUAUCUGUUACGGGUGGUGUUCAUUUUGAUCUGGUAAAACGGGUUUUGAGGGACAUACAACGUGUUGGACAGGAGCCUGAAGAAAUUAUCUACCAGAUAUCUGAAACGGUUUAUCCAAUGUACAAAGCGUUUAUAGAGCCUGACCUCAAGACAGCGCAUAUAAGAAUCGUAAACAAGUUUAACCCCUUCACGGGAUUCCAGAGUCCGACUUAUAUUCUAAAGUCAUCAAGAAACCUAACUGUGGAUCAAGUGAGGUCCGUCAUGUCAGAUGAACAUACACAAACUUUGGAGGAGACUUACGAUAUAUAUCUUCUGCCACCUGGCGAAGAUCCGGAAACGUGCCAAUCGUAUUUGAGGAUGCGCAAUAGAGAAGGAAGAUACAGUCUCAUGUUUGAGGAAUGGGUAACCGAUUCCCCAUUUGUAAUAUCUCCGAGGAUAACUUUUGAAGUUAGCGUGCGGCUUCUCGGUGGUCUAAUGGCCUUGGGUUACACUAUAGCAUCAAUCUUGAAAAGAAGUAGCCAUGUAUUUUCUGAUGACCGCGUGUGCGUGAAAAUAGACUGGCUAGAACAAAUUAGUCGACAUUAUGUUCAGGUGCAAGGAAGAGACCGCGUAAGCGUAAGAUGCGUUGCUGAGCAGUUGGGUUUGGAAGGUUCGUAUGUCCCGCGCACGUAUGUUGAGUUAAUGCAACUUGAAAAGCUAGUAAACGAGGUCACGGUACUCCCGGAUGAAUUAAAAACAAAGCUAAGCAUAGACGAUGAAAUGCUGUCGAGUCCUAAAGAAACGUUUUCUCUCGCUGCAACACGAAACAACUUCUUGAAGAGUCGAAUGUCGCAUUCGUAUUCAACCGCAAGGGAUAGUAAUCUGGCCUCCAAUCCUAGAUACGCAAUCAACAGUCCGAGGUUUGAUGACAAGACGACAGAGUCAACAGACGCGAUCCAGGGAGCAAUCAGCCACCUCUCCGAACAGAUUUUUACGUUAAAUGAUCGAAUGGAUGAAUUCACGUCUCGUAUUGAUGCUCAAAGUUCACAAUUUCAAAGAACAUUUUCGGGGAACCAACAAAACGUGUCAUCCAAUGAUUUAACUUCACAAUUCACCUCAAAUUUGACUAAUGGUUCAUCAAACGGGUCGAAAGUGCACCAUUCAACUUCAUCCACUCAGUUAGCAAAGGAUUCUCCCCUCAUUGAAGAGAUAAGUGGAAUUGCCCAAAGCCAAAGGAAAAUCAUGCAUCAGUUAGACAGCAUUAGCAAGCAUCUUUAUGAUGAAAUCGGAGAAAGAACACGUCAAGAACGAAGAAUGAAGAAAAACAAUGGACCCAAAGUUGACCCGGUUGCGGUUUCCAUAAUAUUAGCAGUGGCCAUUGGUGGUCUUGGAGUCUUCUUGUUUAAGGGGGUUGCACCCAGAAAUUGAAUUUUGUUUUCUUAUUUUAUCUAACACCAAAACAAAUUUUCUUUCUAGUUUCCGGCAGUUAACACCUUUCAAUCGAGAAGAUAAACAGUUUAUGUGGUUCGUUUGAGUUUUAUUAAAGAAGGGUGUGGUUGUUUUAUGCUCA
Molecule: messenger RNA, 2450 nt
Organism: Helianthus annuus (common sunflower)
Lineage: Eukaryota; Viridiplantae; Streptophyta; Magnoliopsida; Asterales; Asteraceae
Product: inorganic pyrophosphatase TTM2
Exons: 12
Coding region: 362-2308 (648 amino acids)
Cellular component (GO): cytoplasm
Molecular function (GO): ATP binding; kinase activity
Source: RefSeq, a predicted model, not a curated record